UCUCAGGGUUUUGGGACGCGUCAGGGGUUUUAGGCGCAGCUCUUUCUUAGUGGUAGUGGGUACGACUCAGAGGCACCGAUUUUGCUUGCAAAAUUUAGGGUUUUAGCUCCUUGGCGGCUAGGGUUUUGAUAAAGUUUGCUUCUUUAUUCCUUGAUAUAAAAAGGGUUUGGUAAACUCUUGUGUGAUCAUCCCCAAUUCCAAUUUGGGUUUUUGCUUUUACCCACAAUUCUCAUCCGGGUUUUCUUGAUUAGUCUCAUUGCCCCCAAUUCAAUCUUGGUUUGAAGUUUUAUCGUUAAAGCUUGGUUCUUUGAGACUUUUGCAGAAUUGGGUGUUGUUGAUUAGACCCUGCUUGUUGUUUUGAUCAUCAUCUGGUCAGUUCUUUGAUUCUUGAUUGCUAUAGUACUUUGAUGUUUGUAUAAGAUUUUGAGGCAUUAAGCAUUGUAAAGAUUGUUGAUUUUAUACGUCAUUGAUUCUAGGUGGUUUAGAAGCCUAAAAUCUUUCAUAUUUAUUUGAUUGAUUACAGAGGCAAGGUUUAACUAGUUUCUGAGACAUGAAUUUUUCUGAUCAAACAUCGUUUAUGCCGGUCCAAUCACUUUAUGUUGGAGGCAGUGAUGCUGUUAAUUGCUGGCCUCCUUUCCCUAUGAACAAUGAAGAUCACCAUUCUCAGUUUGAGCAGCAAGCUCCACCCUUUAAAAGACCUCGAAAUUCCGAAGAACCCCAAUCAAAUCCGAUGCCAUACCCGCCUAUGAACAACUCUAGAGUGCACCCACCGAAUGCUCCGGUUAAUAGAGGAGCAAACAACAUUUUUUACAAGACUCGUCUGUGUGCAAAUUUUAAGAAUGGUUCCUGUAGGAAUGGUGAGAAUUGCAACUAUGCACAUGGCAUUGAAGACAUUCGCCAGCCGCCUCCCAAUUGGCAAGAGCUUGUCACAGUGCGCGACGAGGAUAGGCCAUUAACCGGUAAUUGGGAGGAUGAUCAGAAGAUAAUUCACAGGAUGAAGCUGUGCAAGAAGUUUAAUAAUGGCGAGGAGUGUCCUUAUGGAGAUAGGUGUAACUUUCUUCAUGAAGAACCGGCAAAGUUUAGGGAGGAUUCGGGUAGGUAUAGGGAGAACGCAGCAAUCAGCAUUGGGACUACAGGAGCACCAAUGACACAUGUGAGUAGCACUAAUCAUUCCGAGGAUAAUAGGCCUGCGAACACUGGUAUGGAUGCAUUUCGAGUAAACAUGAAGCCAGUUUAUUGGAAGACUAAGAUAUGUAAUAAGUGGGAGCAAACAGGAAAAUGUCCGUUUGGCGAGAAGUGUCACUUUGCUCAUGGGCAAGCAGAGUUACAAGUGCCUGGGGUGCGGGUUGAAGCAGAAGUGAUGACAAGUGCUCCCAUUUCAACGAAGCCACAAACUGUUCCCGCGAAUGAUUCAUCUACAAUUGCAAUGGCAGCAAUUCCUGCUGCUGUAAACGAAGAAGUUCAGGGUAAGAAGUGCGGAUUUAAAUGGAGAGGAUCCAAGAAGAUCAAUCAAAUCAAUCGCAUAUAUGGUGACUGGCUUGAUGAUGUCCCGCUGGUGGAGAGCUAAGUCCGAGAUCAAGGUCUUAUGCUGAAGGGGGCUGCUGCUGCCGAGUUUUGAAAUAUUUGUGGUCCAGGAAGAUUUGUUGUUUUCAAUAUUUGGUCCCUGUUGGUUGUGGAUGAGGUCAAUAGGUUUUAUGUUUCUUAUUCUGGUUCUGGUUCCGGUUCCCUAGUGUGUCAUAGUAUCUUGUUGCAAAACUAGCUAUUGUUUUACAACAUCAAAAAUAAGAGAGUUUCUUGAUUAUGGUAAAUGUGAUUGUACUGUGCCAAAUCAGCAAUAAAAUAUCUAUAUUUCUCA
Molecule: messenger RNA, 1855 nt
Organism: Rosa rugosa (rugosa rose)
Lineage: Eukaryota; Viridiplantae; Streptophyta; Magnoliopsida; Rosales; Rosaceae
Product: zinc finger CCCH domain-containing protein 39
Exons: 2
Coding region: 551-1567 (338 amino acids)
Molecular function (GO): metal ion binding; mRNA binding
Source: RefSeq, a predicted model, not a curated record